Messenger RNA from Cotesia glomerata, 1040 nucleotides. RefSeq lists its product as uncharacterized. Gene Ontology annotation, biological process: double-strand break repair via nonhomologous end joining. Gene Ontology annotation, molecular function: DNA end binding. NCBI's taxonomy places the organism in Eukaryota, Metazoa, Arthropoda, Insecta, Hymenoptera, Braconidae. Bases 88 to 1005 code for a protein of 305 amino acids. The record is from RefSeq and is a predicted model, not a curated record. Gene Ontology annotation, cellular component: nucleus; DNA ligase IV complex. The transcript is spliced from 4 exons.
UGGCGGAAAUGUAAACAUUACUACACGCACUUUGCACGUUUUUAAAUCAUAAUUAUAAUUUUUUGUUAUAUUUAUUUAUUGAUUAUCAUGGAUUCAUGGAAAGAAAUAGCGAUUGAUAAUAAAAAAUAUUUAAUUUCUACUUUCAAUAAUAAAAAUCAAUGGAAAAUAAUGUUGACUGAUUUUCGAGAGUUAUUUACUGAGUUGUUGUCGAUGGAAAAAAUAACAAACCAAUGCCAAGAAUUAAAUCCACUAUUAAGUAUUGAGGACUUUGACAUAACAUCAAUAGUUGAAGACUUACUGACAAAUUUACCAGAAUUUUUAUCUGAAAAAUCGUCGACAUCAAGGUUGGAACUGACAAAAAAAAUCGAAGGGGGUAUUUUUAAAUUCGUUGUCGAUUUGAAGGCAUGUAAGGACAGCGAUGAGUUUUUUGAAGUAAUUACCAGGCCUCUUUGUCUGGGUAUCGUUGAGCUCAAACGAGAAAACGAUAUUAUUAUUCAUGAGAUAAUUAAAAAAGACGAUGAAAUCAGGGAAAUUGAAAGAACGAAUGAUAUUUAUUUUCGACUUCAUAAGAGAACAAGGGUGUUUUAUAGAUCGCAUUUGCCCCCCGUAAAGUCUAAUUACGAUCAGGAUGAGCUUUAUCGAAGUUUUGAAAAUUUUUUUCAUGAAAACGGAGGAUUGUUCAGAAAAGUUUAUGUCAAAGAUGAUGACAGUGUUGGAGAAAAUGAAGAACAAUUAGAGAAUCCUGAUGAUACAAAUCAGCUGGAGGAAAAUAAUGAAAUUGAAAAGAGUGUCAAAAUUUCUGAUGAGAAUAAUGAAAAUAAUUCAACUGAUCCAGGAAUGGUUGAAAUUUCUGUAGAUAUUGAUAAUAAUCACAAAAAUAAAGUUGUCGAAAAUCCAGAGGCUGAAAAAGAUGUUCAGAAGAAUCCGAAGCGUCCAAGUGGAUUAAAACCUGAUUUGAGGAGCAGUAAGCGUAUUAAAAAAAAAUUGAGUGAUUUUAUAUCGUAAAAUUUUGAUUGAAAUAAAAAUUUAUUUUUUAUGUA